Kalmanozyma brasiliensis GHG001 is the source of this 1578-nucleotide messenger RNA. Its product is annotated as General substrate transporter. Gene Ontology annotation, molecular function: carbohydrate:proton symporter activity. Bases 1 to 1578 code for a protein of 525 amino acids. Gene Ontology annotation, cellular component: membrane. The record is from RefSeq and is a predicted model, not a curated record. Gene Ontology annotation, biological process: transmembrane transport; carbohydrate transport. The transcript is spliced from 2 exons. NCBI's taxonomy places the organism in Eukaryota, Fungi, Basidiomycota, Ustilaginomycetes, Ustilaginales.
AUGGCGCUCCCUCCUAAGCUGUACACAUGGCUUUGCGGCUGCUUUGCAGCCCUCGGCUCCAUUCUCUUCGGUUAUGAUCUUGGUGUCAUUGCCGGUGUCAUUGUCGCACCGGACUUCCUCCGCGUCACCAAGAACCCCAGUUCCGACUACAUUGGUUUCAUCGUCAGCUCCAUGCUGCUCGGUGCGCUCGUAGGAUGCAUCCCUGCCUCGCUUAUCGCCGAUUCCUUCUCGCGGCGUUUCGCCAUCAUGGUCGGUGCCAUCGUCUUCAUCCUCGGCGGUGUCUUGCAGACCGCUGCUCAGAACCAGGGCAUGAUGAUGGCAGGCCGCUUUUUCGCCGGCGUCGGCAUUGGAAUGCUUUCCAUGCUUGCACCGCUCUACCAAUCCGAGAUCGCGCAUCCCUCGAUUCGAGGAAGGCUCACGACGCUUCAGCAAUUCUUCCUCGGCAUCGGUGCGCUCAUUGCCAGCUUCGUCGUCUACGGAACCAACCUGCACCACCACAACACCGUGUUCGAGUGGCGAUUCCCUCUCGGUCUUCAGAUUGCGCCUGCCGUGCCGCUCGCGUUCCUCAUCAUGCUCUUCCCCGAGUCGCCGCGAUGGCUCAUGUCCAAGGGUCGCGAGGAGGAGGCGCUUCGCUCUCUCGCUCGUCUCCACGCUCGUGGGGACACCUCCGACGUCUUUGUCCGCGCCGAGCUGGCCGAGAUCAAGGCGCAGCUCGCCGUCGAGAAGGGCACCGCCAGUGGUUGGGGUGAGAUCUUCAACAGCUCGCAGAACAUUCGCAAGGUGGCCAUCGGCGUCAUUCUUCAGUUCUCGGUCCAGAUGACGGGUGUGGCUGCGAUUCAGUACUACGCACCGGAGAUCUUUGGUGCGUUUGGCUACUCGAACAACCGCAUCUUCCUGCUGCAGAGCAUCAACUCGAUCAUCGCGCUGGCUGGCGAGGGAGCAUGCGUGUUGUUUGUCGACAAGCUGGGUCGUCGAUGGCCGUUGAUUGUGUGCAACGCCAUGGCGGGUGCUUGUUUUGCGGUCGCCACGGCGCUGCAGGCCAUUUACCCUGCCGACAGCCCGCGCUUCUCCUCGGCCGCCGGUGGAGCCUUCAUCGCCAUGAUCUGGAUCUUUAACUUUUUCUUCAGCGCCGGUAUCGGUCCGCUUUCGUGGGCGGUACCGGUCGAGCUGCUCAACACCAACAUCCGAGCCAAGGGAACCGCUCUCACCAGCAUGAGUUGCUGGAUCGCCAACUUUAUGAUUGGCCAGGUCACGCCCAAGGCGCUCGAGAGCGUCGGCUGGAAGUACUACAUCCUCUUUGCCGUCGGCGGUUUCAGCAACGCCUUGACCUUCUGGUUGAUCCUGCCCGAGACCAAAGGUCGAACGCUCGAGGAGAUGGACGAGUUCAUGGAGAACACGCCCUGGAUCGUCGCCUUCCACAACACCAGCAUCAACACCAAGGAGCGCGAGGAGGAGCUUCGUCGUGGUGUUGUGCAUGUUCAAGGCGCCCAGCCCGACAUUUACGAGACCUCAAGCACCGACGACAAAAUCGAUGGCAUGAAGACGAGCAACCACAGCCACGAUCUCGAGAAGCAUUAA